This is a messenger RNA of Mercenaria mercenaria, 1400 nucleotides long. RefSeq lists its product as uncharacterized. The transcript is spliced from 4 exons. The record is from RefSeq and is a predicted model, not a curated record. NCBI's taxonomy places the organism in Eukaryota, Metazoa, Mollusca, Bivalvia, Venerida, Veneridae. The coding region runs from base 588 to 1400 and encodes 270 amino acids.
UUUGUUAGUAAAUUGGUGGUAAAAUUAAGUGCUCUGUGCAGACAGGUAUCUCGCGUUAAUGUUUACACACAGUUACAAAUACAGGGUCGAAAACGAAAGUAGAUAUUUACAGAAAUCCACAAAUCGAUAAAUAAGUGUGCAAUCAGGUCAUUUGACAGGUAGUUUAGCUUCGGCCAGCGAUUAUAUUUUAAACUAGCUCAUAAAUGAAUAACGUACACUUAAUCAGGUACAACACCUGGUGUGUUUCAAUGAUGGUAAUCAUACACGAUUGCGAUAGCUACUACACUUGUGUAUUUCAGCAAUUAUAAGUUUAGGAUAUUUAUUAGCUGUAGAUCUAGAUAAUUAUUAUGAAAAUAUUGACUUCAAAAAUAAAAACAACUGAAAAUAAAUUCUAUUAACUGGGGAAGAUAUAGGACAGGUCACAAGGUUGAUUUCAGAAAAUGCAUAAAGGAUUAUGCGACCUGUAUCUAUUUUCAGAAAACCCGUGUUUUUCAUUUUCGGUAAAUACACAUGUCUGUAAUUGGAUAGAGAAAGACGUGUCAUCUAGUAAAAACGUGUCGUUUAACUUUUGAUGUGGAUGUUUGCAUAUGAAAAUGGCAAGCUGUGUGGAUAUUUUUGAUAUAGUUUUGUCAUUUGACACAACGGGUUCAAUGUACGGCUGUUUGAACGCAGUACGAGACAGGAUGAGGGAAAUGAUGCGGAAAUUAAAGUCUGACAUUCCUGGUAUAAGGAUGGGCGUGAUUGCGCACGGAGACUAUGAUACCGGUCAUACUUACAUCAUAAAGUACGAAAAUUUAACCGACGAUGUGGAACGUUUGUGCCGUUUCGUGCAGAAUGCGCAAGGUACCGGAGCGGGGUUCGCAGGAAAUUCAGAUGAGGCGUAUGAACUUGCACUGUAUUAUACCCGAUGUAAAAUCAGUUGGCGACAGAACUCGAACAGAGUGCUUGUCAUGAUCGGGGACUGUAGACCACACGAACGCGAUUAUUUUCUCAAUAAACAACACAUUGAUUGGACGAAGGAAAUAUUAACACUCCGUGAUAUGAAUGUAAAGAUCAAUGCAGUACAAUGUGGUUACCCUUCCUAUGCAGACACGUUCUACCAAAAGAUAGCUUCAGCAACGUUUGGACAUCAUGUAUCCCUGAAUGAUAUAAAGAAAAUUGAAGAAGUGCUGAUGUCUAUCUGUUACAGGGAAGCCGGACUCGGAAUAAAAACAACUUCGGUAGUUAAGUCGAGCUCACUUGCAAGUUAUCCAGGACACGUCAACAUGUCAGUACCAGCUCCGGCUGAUUCAAGGACGCAGAUUUCAGUCCCAGAAGAGGACUCCGAUUCCUGCUCAGAUGACGAUGAUCAAAGCAAUGUCAAUGGUAUGAAGUGUCCAAUGUUGUCGACAUGUUUUUAA